AUGCGUGUGCUGUUUAGAAACAGCGCGGGCACCGCCGGGCCAACGUCAACAGAGGCGUCGUUGCAACAGCCCACGUACCAGAACCAGCGCGUGGUGCACGAGACGGUGACGACCACGACGACGUCGUCGUCGGGGCGCGGCGGCAAGGGGUCGUCCAGCCUCAACAACAACCUGUCGGAGCUGGACACGCUGCUGCAGGACCUGAGCAGCGCGCGCUACGCCUCCGCCUCCUCCUACGACCAGCGCCGCGUGUGUGAGGAUUGGCUGUGUGUGGCAGACGCGUCGCUGGUGAACGGCAGCGUGGGCGCGCACCCGCAGCGGCCGCCCAGCGCGCAGGACGGCGCCCGCGCUCGCCCCUCCGUCGACAGCCUGCUCGACGAGCUCAGCGCGCCCAAUGGCGACUUGGCCGGGCCCCCGCGCCCGCCCCCGCCUGCGGGCGGCAGCCACACCACGGUGCACAGCGUGGACUACUCCACCACCACCACGUACGGAGGCAGCCCGGCCUCCGCCUCCGCGUCGGCCUCCGGGGCGUCCACCGCCACCAAGGAGCUCGACCUGCUCAUGGCGUCGCUCGCCGACUUCAAGAUCACCGCCAGCAGCCACCAGCACCAGACGGUGACCGACUCGCCGUACGCCAAGCCCAACAAGGCGACCAAGAGCUCCCCGAGCCCGCAGCCCCCGCCGGCCGCCGCCUCCCCCGCCCCCCUCGUCGCGUCCGCCGCCCCCGCGUCGCACGCCGCCCAUCCGCAGCCGCCCGCGGGCAGUGCGCCCAAGCAGAACCAGCUCGAUUCCAUGCUCGGCAACCUCCAGGCAGACAUGAGCCGCCAAGGAGUCAACACCACCCAGAAGGGAUGCUGCAACGCCUGCGACAAGCCCAUCGUCGGCCAGGUUAUCACUGCCCUCGGUAAAACCUGGCAUCCUGAGCAUUUCACUUGCAACCAUUGCAAUCAGGAGCUGGGCACUCGUAACUUCUUCGAGAGGGAUGGGCACCCAUACUGUGAGCCUGAUUACCACAACUUGUUUUCACCUCGUUGUGCCUAUUGUAAUGGCCCUAUCCUUGAUAAAUGUGUGACUGCUUUGGAGAAGACUUGGCACACUGAGCACUUUUUCUGUGCCCAAUGUGGAAAACAAUUUGGCGAAGAGGGCUUCCAUGAGAAAGAUGGCAAACCGUACUGCCGUGAUGAUUAUUUUGAUAUGUUUGCUCCCAAGUGUGGUGCUUGUAACAGGCCUAUCAUGGAGAACUACAUUUCUGCCCUGAAUAGCCAAUGGCAUGCUGAUUGUUUUGUUUGUAGGGAUUGUCGCCAACCUUUUCAUGGUGGGUCUUUCUUUGACCAUGAAGGAUUGCCAUACUGUGAGACACAUUACCAUGCCAAAAGAGGAUCACUUUGCGCAGGAUGUCACAAGCCAAUUACAGGUCGAUGCAUUACAGCAAUGUUCAGAAAGUUUCACCCCGAGCACUUUGUGUGUGCCUUCUGCCUCAAGCAGCUGAAUAAAGGAACCUUCAAGGAACAAAAUGAUAAACCAUACUGCCAUGCAUGUUUUGAUAAGCUUUUUGGGUAAGAAACUAAAUAGUGAUUGGGUCCUUGAGACAUGGCUUCAUCAAGAAUGUUUAACUAUUGUGUUGAACUUUCAAAAGCACAUUGAGCCACUGAUUAUUAUUAAUCUGGGUUUGUGAAUACAAAAAGCUGAAAGGGACUUUAUUUUGUUAUUUGUAAUUAUAAUUUGCAAAUUAACAAAUAUUGUUGUUUGGAAGUGCUUAUCUUUUUAUUAUUAGCUGGUGUAGAUGUACAAGUGAAUUUUAUUUUCAUUUGUUUACUUUUAAAGAAGCAUUAAGGGGCUAUUGAUGCUUUGUGACUUAUUUUAAUUGCAAAAUGUUGAAGUUCACUAAGUAUCAAUGUAAAUUUGAUAGUGGACUUAACUGAAAUAAAAUAACCUCGUUUGGAGAUACUAUUAAUGAUCAGAAUAUUACACAUCAUAUCACAAAAAUACAGACUUCAUCUCCAUUUUCAAAAUUUGAAGUACUAGUUAGUUUCAGUGAAGUGCUAGCAAAAGUGUGAUGUUUAUUAUUCUUAUAUUGUAAUUAUUAUUUUGUAUUUCAUAGUUAGAGUUUUAAGUAAUUUGUAGGGGAAGUAUUUGAAGCUGGAACUGAGAAUGUUAUAAUUGAUACACACUUUUCAACAUCUUGUAGUUCUUGAAUUAUUUUGACCUUAAUUUCAAUUAUAAGUUUAUUACCAUAUGGGAAACUGAUUCCUGAAUGCUGCUACUAUUUACAGUCUUCCAAUUUCUUAUUCAAAUAGUAAUUCUGUUCUUCCUUAUUUCAAGAAUGUAUUUUUCUGACACUGCCUCAGUGCAGCAAAUGUGGGGAGAAAAUGUGCAUUAAGUGCACUCUCUAGAAUUGGUAUUGUGGUUUUCAGAUUCAAGAUGUAAAAUUUUGGCAACAUAAUCACAAGUGGAUGGCAAGCAGGGAAAUUAUGUAUGUAUGCUCUGUGCUCAUUGUUAAUAUGAUAGCAUCACUCAGAGGUACAGAUGAAAUCUGCUUUCCUGCUUUUUAUAAAACAUGUAUUGUAACAUGGUGCUCUAAUUAUUGUCUUGCUCAUUUCUUGUUGCUCUUCCACUUUUGUUGUACUGUGUGUAUUGUGUCUGCUAAUACUUUAUGUGGUCCAUGUAUUUGGAUGUAAUUUUGCACAAAAUUAUUUCAUGUCAAUUAUUAAUUUAUUAAUUCAUAUUCUAAUUAUGCAGGUAUUAAUAAACUUAUUGAUCUGAUGGAAGAUGCCAUCUUGAAUGCCGAGAUGGAGGGUAGGGAUAAAUUAGUGGAUCAUGUAAAGACUGUAUUAAUCUGUACAAAUAGUACUGUGCAGUAUAUGUAUUUUACUUCUAUUCUAAUUUACUACAUUAGUUUAGUAUGGUGUUAGUUGCUUCUCUUACAUUUUUCUGUCUGCUAUUGUACUGGAGGUGAGAGGUUGUCAUCUUAGAAUAUGUGACCAUUAAUGGUUGUAGUUUGCUGUAUCGGAGGGUAUUACACUCUUUUUUCCUUAUUAUUACUAAUUACACAUCCAAGCAUUUUAUCUUUAACUGAAUAAAUUAAAUUGAUCUAACUUAGGACCUAUGAGAUAAUGUUCAAUAGAUCUUAUAUAGUUACAUAAUUGAUAUAUCCCCUACUCAUUUUGUAUCAUGUUAUGAACAAGUACUCACAAUGUCAAAUUAAAACCUUGUGAGGCCACAUUCUGUGAAGUGUAGAAUGUAAAGCAAUAGGAGAAAAGUAUGUCAAGUGUACAGGGGAUCCUUACAACUAUGUAUUUUAAAAUACUAAUUGUUUGAAUAAGCUGAUGUUUAUAAUGAUAAAGGUGCCAUCAUGAUUAAAUGUAUGCUUGUUUUGUUUAAACUAAUUAGUUAUUUUUUUAACCCUACUACAAAUUUUACUCAAUAGAGAAAUGAGGUAAAUGAUAUUCCUCUUCGAAUCCAUCCCAAAAAAGAAUAAAACCUUUUAUUUUUAAUUUUAUAUUUUCCACAAUACUCAAAAUGUGUCAUUACUCAAAGUUUAUCAUUCAGCACUGUAGUGUAAUGGUGGGGUGUGAACCAUUCUCAUACCAUAAAAAACAUUUCAUUAUUUUUCAUUCUGAAGAUUCUGUAUAGUUUUCAAAUUACUGUCCUUGGCUAAAGUCAUGACACUUGUUUUGUGAGCCAAUCUGCGGGAGCCAAUCUGACAUGUCCAUGUCUUUUACAACUUUUUCUUAAAGAUGUUUUUUAAUGACAAAAUCUGUGGAAAACAUUUAUUUACUUUGAUCAUCAAAACUGCUUGCAAAAGUGCCAAACACUGUUUUCACCUUAUUUUCACCAUUUGAUCACAAAAAACGCAGGCUAAAUGGUUUUAUCAAUGGCCUGGUGAGGUUAUCUCUUAUUGCAUUUUAAGUUGUACAGAACAGUGCCAAGAAUAAAUCUUUUUAUAAAUAUUUUGUAAGUAAAAGGGUAGUUUUAAAACGCAUUUCAAAAACUUAAAGGGAAAAUGGUCAAAGUAUGCAAUAUAAUGUUUUCAGAGUGUUGGAAAUAAAAUUUGAAGAAUAAGGUGCAAUUUAUUAAAUCAUAUACACAUUAAUUUAGCACAUAAUUGAAAGUAAAAAAAUCUUGCAUUUUCUGUAACAGAAACCAUCAAAAAUGUGUAAAAUGGUGUAAUAGUGGCACUGAUUUGUGAGAGUUUUCAAUGAUGACAAUAAAUGUGUAUUAUGCCUGUGACAAAUGUUAUAGACACUUUCCAAACAUUGAAAGAAUGGUAAUUAAAUAGCUUUAUUAUUAUUGUCUACAAUUUUUUCUUAAGAUGGUUGGGUGCAAGAUAUAUAUUGAAUAAUAGCAUUUCCCAUAAUUGUCUGCACUAUGCAAGAGAAAUGUGCUCAUUGUUUAACAAAUAAUUGCAGGUAAGAUUUUUAUUUUUUGAUUCAUUCUUUCAAACUUCCGGAUAAAGUGUAUAUUACAAGUUGAAAUUCUGUAAAAGAGAUUUUAGAGGAGAAGAGCCCUUUGCGUUUUACUGGAUUAUGAACCUAAGAGCCUUAUGAAAAAAUUGAUCUCCUUGAAGAAAAGUGCAAAUGUCGUGUGUUUUACAAAUAAAGUAGAUGCUUGUAACAUUGAGGUAUCAAGUAAAAUACUUUACAUACAUUGCAUAAUGUGUUGUAAAACACUUUGUAGUGGCUUCAUUUACUCCUCGCAGUUGCAUGUGCUAUAUUGCAAGUAAUAAAAUUUGUAAGGGAAGAUAAAGAAUCCAAAAACGGUAUUUGGAUCCUUUCUUGUCAUGAAUGUGCAAUACCCCAAUACCCAUCCCAGCGCGCUCACACACAUACACAUACAUACACACACAAUUUUGAUGACUAUAGAAGUUUCAU
Molecule: messenger RNA, 4871 nt
Organism: Gryllus bimaculatus (two-spotted cricket)
Lineage: Eukaryota; Metazoa; Arthropoda; Insecta; Orthoptera; Gryllidae
Source: the annotation of a GenBank genome assembly